AUGACUGAACCAGCAGCGCUACCGACAACUCCCACUCUGCAGGUGCCACCCAAGGACAUCAGGACUUAUGCCCAGAUUUUGAAUAUUCCGCUCGAUUUCGACCCCGAUGCUCUCAAGGCGAAGUAUGCCGAAGAAAAGCGGAAGCGAGAUCACCAUGGCGGCUUGUCGCAAUACCAGUCCGUCAGAGAUAGCGAGUUCCUAAAGUCGUAUACGAAAGAUCUGUACGCGGAUGAGACCUUCACCCGUGAUCCGGUUAAAGGAGUCUAUGAUGUCGUUAUCGUCGGCGCGGGCCUUUCUGGAAUUCAAGCUGUUCGCCAUCUACACCAAAGAGGUAUCACAAAUGUCUGCGUGAUUGAAAAGGGUCAUGGCUUUGGGGGCACUUGGUAUUGGAAUCGUUAUCCUGGGGUGCAGUGUGACAUUGAUUCAUAUAUCUAUCUGCCAUUGCUAGAAGACCUGGACUAUGUUCCAACACAGAAGUACGUUUAUGGUCCCGAGAUACGGAAAUAUGCCGAAGCACUGGCCAAAAAGUACGACAUGGAUUCGAAGACACUUUUCCAGACUGAGGCACUGGGGUUCUUCUACGACGAGGAAAGAAAGCUCUGGAAAGUCAAGACGAGUCGCAAUGACGAGAUCGAGGCACACUGGAUUGUUCCCGCGCCAGGGCCUCUCCACGUGCCAAAAUUUCCUGGCUUUGGAGGGAUUGAAUCCUUCAAAGGCAAACAUUUCCACAGUUGCAGAUGGGACUACAACUACUCGGGGGGAGAUCCUGAGAAUCCACAGCUAACUGGUCUCACCGAUAAGCGAGUUGGGAUCAUCGGAACUGGAGCUACCGGCGUACAACUCGUGCCACGUAUCGGCGAAUGGGCUAAAGAACUAUACGUCUUCCAGCGAACGCCCUCGUCAAUUGAUAUCCGUGGGAACAAGCCGACAGAUCCGGAAUGGGCCAAAACCUUGCGCAAAGGCUGGCAGCGCCACAGGCAGGACAACUUCAGCACCUUGACAGUCGGCGGAUACGUCGAGGAAGACGAAGUCAACGACGGGUGGACAGAUGUCCUUCGAAACUUGCCCGGCUUCAUGGCUGGAGAUCAAUCUGGAGACCCCGAGCUCCGGAAAGCACGGAUGCAGAUCGCCGACUUCAAGAAGAUGGAGUCGAUCCGGAAGCGAGUGGACAGCCUCGUGAAGGAUCCUGAAACAGCGGCGAAGCUCAAGCCAUGGUACAAUCAAUUCUGCAAACGGCCUUGCUUCCAUGACGAGUACCUCCAGACAUUCAAUCGACCCAACGUCCACCUAGUGGAUACUGAGGGUAAAGGUGUCGAAAGAGUCACGUCGAAAGGGCUUGUGGCAAAUGGUCAAGAGUAUGAGCUGGAUUGCAUAAUCUAUGCCACAGGCUUUGAGUGGGCCACUGAUCUAAGCUCCCGUCUGGGAGCACCGAUCAGAGGCCGUGGUGGCAUCAGUCUGACAGACAAGUUUAAGGACGGCAUUACCACGCUCCACGGGUGGGCGGUGCACGGAUUUCCCAACAUGGCCCUCCUCACCCAUUUCCAAAGUGGUUCAACGCCUAACUGGACGCAUAAUAUGACCGAAGCCUGCAAUCACAUCGCAUACGUCAUUGCCGAGAGCAAGAAGCGCAAUCUCAAAGCUGUGGAGGUCGCCCAGGAAGCCGAGGACGCAUGGGUCGCGCAUUGCAUGGACGUUGCUCGUGGCAGAGCCGAAUUUCUGAGGGAUUGCACUCCUGGAUACUACAGUGACGAGGGGACCAUUGACGACAAGCUGCUGAAAUCUCAACCAUACCUUGCCGGUGGUCCCACUUUCUUCAAGCUCAUCGAGGAAUGGAGGAAAGAGGGGCAGAUGCGUGGUCUCGAACUGACUGCUGGUGAUGCAAAUGAGGAAAGGGCUCGACUGUGA
This is a messenger RNA of Fonsecaea nubica, 1905 nucleotides long. RefSeq lists its product as hypothetical. The record is from RefSeq and is a predicted model, not a curated record. Bases 1 to 1905 code for a protein of 634 amino acids. Lineage: Eukaryota; Fungi; Ascomycota; Eurotiomycetes; Chaetothyriales; Herpotrichiellaceae. Gene Ontology annotation, molecular function: oxidoreductase activity. The transcript is spliced from 2 exons.